Molecule: messenger RNA, 2493 nt
Organism: Penicillium antarcticum
Lineage: Eukaryota; Fungi; Ascomycota; Eurotiomycetes; Eurotiales; Aspergillaceae
Exons: 4
Coding region: 1-2493 (830 amino acids)
Biological process (GO): telomere maintenance via telomere lengthening
Molecular function (GO): protein homodimerization activity; double-stranded telomeric DNA binding
Source: RefSeq, a predicted model, not a curated record
AUGGUCGAAACUCGAGGCGCCCGGCCGUCCUUCGAUGGCCAGGAUACACCAGACUUUCCCCCUUUCCCUUCAGAAGAAGGCGACUUUGACCAAAAGCCCCCUCAUACUCUUGAAGAUGAGGAGCAUGGCACACCUCCGGCUGCCAAAAAACGCCGUACGGACGCUGGUCCCGACGCCGAGCUUUCACUUUCCAGCGACAACAUCUUGAUGGCCGAUCAGCAUGGUCCUGGCCACAAGAUUGAAGAGGAACUCGCAUCGGCGCUUGGAGAGGGGGUUAUCGACACCGUUGAACAGACCGACCGUACUGUCACCGACCCUGGUCCCCAUGAUACCUCCGGUGCCGCGGCAAGCCAGGACGGCAAUGGUGACAUUAACCCCGACGUCGCCUCAAUCAUUUCGGAGAUCAUGGACCAUACCGAGCGUCAGGAGCAGACUGUUGCCAUGGGUCCGCAGGAGAUCCCGCCGUCCAACGAGUUCCCCGGCGCCAGAGGCUUUGCUUUCCUGAAGGCCAACUCCCACUUGAAGAUCCAAUCUCUCCCUAUCUUGGACAACCUGUCUACCCAAAUCCUGUCCUUCCUCUCCAAGAACACCUACCAGGACCUCACUGCCAUGGUCUCCGAGCCGGAUUCCGAGAACGGCCAAGCAUAUGCCACAAUGCGCUCUUUGUUCGAUCAUACGAAGCGAGUGUAUACCGUCAAACACUCCUUCCUUCAGCCCUCGGAUCUUGAAAUUACAGAUCCGUCGCAGAUCGACGUCAUUCGCAAGGCGAACCUAGCUUCCUUUGUCUCGAGCAUUUUCGGCUCUCAGGAAAUUGGUUUCGCCGAGUUGAACGAGCACUUCCUGGACGUCUUUGUCCCGGAAGGUGGUCGCUUGCUGAAGGUCCAAGGUGCUCUGUACCUUGAGCUCAAGACACAGGCCUUCAUCGCCGCCAUGAACAACAAAGCCCAUACCCGUACCGAGCUCCUCUACUCUAUCUUCCCAGAUGACAUGGAGCAACGUCUGCUAGCUAGACGUCCUGGCACCCGGCAACUUGCGCCUUCCGAGACGGACUUUGUGAACCGUCUUACGUCUCGCCGUGAUAUUCUUCUCAACGACAUCAACAACGAGGAAGCGCUCAGUGCCUUGCCCGAUAAGUACCACUGGGAAGAUUUUCUUCGGGACCUGAGUUCCUACAUCUCAAAGAACUUCGAUGCCAUUAAUACCCAACAAGGAAAGAAGCCUAUUAAGGGACGGCAACCAUCAAGCUCGAAUGGCGACGCGCAUGAAUCACCCAAUACCACCCACCAGGGUCAAUUCGCGCUCAACCAACAAGUUGAAGUCCCGGUCGACCGAAACAUGCAUGGUGAUCUUGUGGCACGUGCUGCCCGAGCCGCGCAGAUUGCCCUUCAGGGCCAUGGCCUUCGACGGUCCCAACAGCAGUCUCAGUCGCAGUCGCAAGCACAGCAACAGCAACAGCAGCAACAACAACCGCAACCGCAGCAGCAACAACAACAACAACAACAACAACCGCCACAGCAGCCCCAAUCUCAGGCCAGCCCAUCUCCCAUGCCCCAUCAACCUCAACCUCAGCAACAGCAGCCACCACCACAGAGCCAGCCUGAGCAUCAAUACCUUCAAGGUUACACUGCUGCUCAGCAACCCCAAUCUACACACCAACAAUAUCACCACAGCCCUACGCCACCUGGCGGGUAUCAAACGCAGCAAGCCUCACCGCUUACCUUCCAACAAAGUCCGCUGCAGGCAAACUUCCAGCAGUACAACCCAAACGCGGCUCAAGCCAUGCAGGCUAGAGCAAACGGCAUGUCUUCCAACCAUGGCUAUAUGCCUGGAAUCCCUCAUUACUCUCAGUCACAACCUACCCAAGUCCUCUAUGAACGUGCUCGCAUGGCUGCAUCCGCCAAAUCUUCCCCGACUAGCCGCAAGUCCGGCUUGCCUAGUCAACGCAGACCCUGGACCACAGAAGAAGAAAAUGCUUUGAUGGCUGGCUUAGACCGGGUCAAGGGCCCUCACUGGAGUCAGAUCCUUGCGAUGUUCGGUCCUGGUGGAACGAUCAGCGAGGCCUUGAAAGACCGCAAUCAGGUUCAGCUCAAGGACAAGGCUCGUAACUUGAAGCUUUUCUUCCUCAAGAGUGGGAUCGAAGUUCCUUACUACCUGAAGUUUGUUACCGGUGAACUGAAGACCCGCGCCCCCGCCCAGGCAGCCAAGCGUGAAGCUCGUGAGCGGCAGAAGAAACAGGGCGAGGAAGACAAGGCCCAUGUUGAGGGUAUCAAGGGUAUGAUGGCUCUUGCUGGAGCUCAUGGAACCCCUGUGCCCGGGCAUGAAAUGUCCGCCUCUCCCAGCCUUCCACCGGAUGCCAACAGCCAGUCUGUGUUUGAUCAAACGGCCGAGCAAAACCUGAUGCAGACUCUCAGCCAGGAGGUCCACGGAAACCAGUACGGUCAGCACCAACCGACCUCAGACCAUCUCGAUCCACACAUGCAGCUUGGCCAGUAG